Sorex fumeus (smoky shrew) is the source of this 1228-nucleotide messenger RNA. RefSeq names its product methylenetetrahydrofolate dehydrogenase (NADP+ dependent) 2, methenyltetrahydrofolate cyclohydrolase (gene MTHFD2). The transcript has 8 exons. The coding region runs from base 50 to 1102 and encodes 350 amino acids. Gene Ontology annotation, biological process: tetrahydrofolate interconversion. Gene Ontology annotation, molecular function: methylenetetrahydrofolate dehydrogenase (NAD+) activity; methylenetetrahydrofolate dehydrogenase (NADP+) activity; methenyltetrahydrofolate cyclohydrolase activity. Lineage: Eukaryota; Metazoa; Chordata; Mammalia; Eulipotyphla; Soricidae. The record is from RefSeq and is a predicted model, not a curated record. Gene Ontology annotation, cellular component: mitochondrion.
CAAGGCCCGCGCGCGCGCUUCUGUCCCGGCCCAGGCACCGGCGCCGGCUAUGGCUGCGGCAUCUCUUUUGCCCACGUUGGCCGCUCGGCUGCUCCGGCCCGCGCCGAGAUGCCGUCUCUUCUAUCAGCCCUUCCACCGCUCGGCCCUUCGAAAUGAAGCUGUUGUCAUUUCUGGAAGGAAACUUGCCGAGCAGAUCAAGCAGGAAGUGCGGCAGGAGGUGGAGCAGUGGGUGGCUUCAGGCAACAAGCGGCCUCACCUGAGUGUGGUUCUGGUCGGCGAGAAUCCUGCAAGUCACUCCUAUGUCCUCAACAAAGCACGGGCAGCAGAGGAUGUGGGAAUCAACAGUGAGACAAUUUUGAAACCUGCUUCAAUUUCAGAAGAGGAACUAUUGAUUUUAAUUAAUAAACUAAAUAAUGAUGAUAAUGUAGAUGGCCUUCUUGUUCAGCUGCCUCUGCCAGAGCACAUUGAUGAGAGAAAAAUCUGCAAUGCUGUUUCUCCGGACAAGGAUGUCGAUGGCUUUCAUGUCAUCAAUGUAGGGCGAAUGUGUUUGGACCAGUAUUCUAUGUUACCGGCUACCCCAUGGGGCGUGUGGGAAAUAAUUAAGCGAACUGGCAUUCCAACCUUAGGGAAGAAUGUGGUCGUGGCUGGAAGAUCCAAAAAUGUUGGCAUGCCCAUUGCAAUGUUACUACACACAGAUGGGGCACAUGAACGACCUGGAGGUGAUGCCACCGUUACAAUAUCUCAUCGAUAUACUCCCAAAGAACAGCUGAAGAAGCAUACAAUUCUUGCAGAUAUUGUGGUCUCUGCUGCAGGCAUUCCAAAUCUUAUCACAGCAGAUAUGAUUAAGGAAGGAGCUGCUGUUAUUGAUGUGGGAAUAAACAGAGUUCAAGAUCCCGUCACUGGUAAACCCAAGUUGGUUGGAGAUGUGGAUUUUGAAGGUGUCAGGAAGAAAGCUGGCUAUAUUACCCCAGUCCCUGGAGGUGUUGGUCCCAUGACAGUGGCAAUGCUAAUGAAAAACACCAUUAUCGCUGCAAAAAAAGUGCUGAGACUUGAAGAACGGGAAGUACUAAAGCCCAAGGAGCGUGGAGUGGCGACUAAUUAACUGUUGUGCUUUUUGCCUUGUGAACAGCACUCGCAGGCGGCUGAGAAGCAUAGCAGACGAUUAGGAAUGCAAUAUUUUUUAUUUAUUCUACUGAAAUGGUUUUUAAAAUAAAUGCUUUGUAUUUAU